Parnassius mnemosyne (clouded apollo) is the source of this 936-nucleotide messenger RNA. The record is from the annotation of a GenBank genome assembly. Lineage: Eukaryota; Metazoa; Arthropoda; Insecta; Lepidoptera; Papilionidae.
AUGCCCGUUAAACUAUUAAAUAAAGGUAGUAUUAUCAUAAUUCUCCUACCGAAGAUUAUAAAUGGCAGCAUCGCAGGCAUCGUCGGUGUUUCGGUGGUGUUCCCACUGGAUCUGGUUAAGACGCGGCUGCAGAACCAAACCGUAGGACCUAAAGGCGAGAAACAGUAUAAGAGUAUGUUAGAUUGUUUCAAAAAAACUUAUGCGGCGGAGGGCUACUUCGGAAUGUACAGAGGUUCUGCAGUCAAUAUUCUGCUCAUCACGCCAGAGAAAGCAAUCAAGCUAGCUGCAAACGACAUGUUCCGGUUCUAUCUCACUCUUCCUGAUGGAUCACUACCUGUAGUACGUCAGAUGGCAGCUGGUGGAUUGGCCGGUGCCUGUCAGAUCAUCAUCACCACGCCCAUGGAGCUGCUUAAAAUUCAGAUGCAAGACGCGGGUCGAAUAGCAGCGCAAGCUAAAGCUGAGGGCCGUCAAAUAGAACGUAUAACGGCGACACAGCUCACUAAAAAGCUGCUCAGAGAGCGCGGUAUAUUCGGUCUUUACAAGGGAAUCACCGCGACCGCUUUUCGGGACGUCUCCUUCAGCAUCGUUUAUUUCCCGUUGUUCGCCGCGCUCAACAACCUCGGAUCUAAGGACUCCCGUGGACCGCCUUUUUGGUGGUCAUUCAUUGCUGGCUGCGCUUCUGGUUCAGUAUCGGCGCUGGUAGUAAACCCAAUGGAUGUUGUGAAGACGCGAAUGCAGACACUUACUAAGGGCACCGGUGAACGGCAGUACUCCUCCAUAUUGGAUUGUGUAGUAACGACAAUGAAACACGAAGGUCCAACGGCUUUCUUCAAAGGUGGGGCGUGCCGUAUGAUGGUUAUCGCUCCACUGUUCGGUAUAGCCCAGGCUGUAUAUUACAUAGGCAUAGGAGAGGCAAUACUAGGUCUCAAGCCUUAA